GUGUUCAGAAAUAUCGUAGCAAAAGAAACAUAGGAGUUUGUCGUUAGGAGAUAGGGCUAAGUGGAGUGAAGAAUUUUUCGAGAUGAAAAAUGAAAAUUAUUUUUCAUACAAAAUUUAUUAAUAAAUAAUUAUUUUUCUGCUAAACAAGAUGGAGUAAACUCAUUCAUAAAAAUACUAUAAAUCAUAAUUAUUAAAAAUACUACUACUACUUAUUUUGAAAUAAAAUCAUAUUCUCCGUCUAUACAGAUUUAGCUUCCAUUUUCAGCAAAAACUCCAUGGACAACAACACCAACACUCACCAAUCUCCCACUGACGCUUCCGCGGCAGCAGCAGCAGCAGCAGCAGCGGCGGCAACGGCGGCUCAGUCAGCCUCAGCCGUAGCCGCAUAUCCAGGGCAGACACCGUACCACCAUCUCCUUCAACAACAACAGCAACAGCUGCAAAUGUUCUGGAAUUACCAGCGUCAAGAAAUAGAACAAGCUAAUGAUUUCAAAAACCACCAACUUCCCUUAGCUCGUAUAAAGAAAAUCAUGAAAGCUGAUGAAGAUGUUCGUAUGAUUUCCGCCGAAGCUCCUGUGCUCUUUGCAAAAGCCUGUGAACUUUUUAUCCUCGAACUCACGAUUCGUUCGUGGCUUCACGCUGAGGAGAAUAAGCGUAGGACGUUACAGAAGAAUGAUAUCGCUGCGGCGAUUACUCGUACGGACAUUUUUGAUUUUCUCGUUGACAUUGUGCCUAGGGAUGAAGUUAAGGAUGAGGGAGUUGGGCUUGGGCUUGGACCGGGUAUUGUGGGCCCUACUGCUAGUGGUGUGCCGUACUAUUAUCCUCCGUUGGGUCAGCCGGCUCCCGGUGGGGUAAUGCUUGGUAGACCUGCUGUUCCUGGUGUUGAUCCGUCAAUGUAUGUGCAUCCACCGCCAUCACAGGCGUGGCAAUCUGUGUGGCAGACAUCGGAGGAACAUUCGUAUCCUAGUGGAGGUGGAAGUAGCAGUGGACAGGGGAACGUAGACGGCCAAAUUGAGACUGUAUGUACCAAUUGGAAAGAAAUUGGCCCAAAUUGAGCUAAAUGGAUAAUGGUUAACCGUUGGUUUGAAAAAUACAAUCGGAAAGUGGCAUUGCUUUGUUCUUUAUUCCUUGUGGUGAUAAGUUAGAAGAUCUCGGUUGCUACUGGUUUGGAGGCUUUAACAGUAGAAGUAGAAACUAGUAGUUAUGGAAGGGAGAACGUGAUUUCUUUCUCAAUUGUAAAUCCACCUUGUUGCUACUGUCGGUUUAACUGUAAGACUUGGAUCUCUGUCUGUAUAAAACUUGACUGUUAAAACUCGACUGUUUGUCUAAUCCUGGGUAAAAUACUGUUGUGAUUACUAUAA
Capsicum annuum is the source of this 1361-nucleotide messenger RNA. Its product is annotated as nuclear transcription factor Y subunit C-1. The record is from RefSeq and is a predicted model, not a curated record. Gene Ontology annotation, biological process: regulation of DNA-templated transcription. Gene Ontology annotation, cellular component: nucleus. The transcript is spliced from 3 exons. NCBI's taxonomy places the organism in Eukaryota, Viridiplantae, Streptophyta, Magnoliopsida, Solanales, Solanaceae. Gene Ontology annotation, molecular function: DNA-binding transcription activator activity, RNA polymerase II-specific; DNA binding; protein heterodimerization activity. Bases 276 to 1055 code for a protein of 259 amino acids.